AUGGAGCUCCGGGCUCUGCUCUGCUGGGCUUCCCUCGCAGCCGCUUUGGAAGAGACUCUACUGAACACAAAACUGGAAACUGCCGAUUUGAAGUGGGUGACGUUUCCUCAGGUGGACGGGCAGUGGGAGGAGCUGAGCGGCCUGGAUGAGGAGCAGCACAGCGUCAGGACCUAUGAGGUGUGCGAUGUGCAGCGAGCCCCGGGCCUGGCCUACUGGCUGCGCACAGGCUGGGUCCCCCGGCGAGGCGCUGUCCACGUGUACGCCACGCUGCGCUUCACCAUGCUCGAGUGCCUGUCCCUGCCCAGCGCGGGGCGCUCCUGCAAGGAGACCUUCACAGUCUUCUACUUCGAGAGUGACGCCAACACGGCCACCGCCCACACGCCAGCCUGGAUGGAGAACCCUUACAUCAAGGUAGACACGGUGGCUGCUGAGCAUCUGACCCGGAAGCGUCCUGGGGCCGAGGCAACUGGCAAAGUGAACGUCAAGACGCUGCGUCUGGGCCCGCUCACCAAAGCCGGCUUCUACCUGGCUUUCCAGGACCAGGGCGCCUGCAUGGCCCUGCUGUCCCUGCACCUGUUCUACAAGAAGUGUGCCCAGCUGACUGUCAACCUCACCCACUUCCCAGAGACAGUGCCCCGGGAGCUUGUGGUGCCAGUGGCAGGAAGCUGUGUGGCUGAUGCCGUCCCUGCCUCUGGCCCCAGUCCCAGCCUCUACUGCCGGGAGGAUGGCCAGUGGGCUGAGCAGCCGGUCACGGGCUGCAGCUGUGCUCCGGGGUUCGAGGCCACCGAGGGGAAUACCAGGUGCCGAGCCUGUGCCCAGGGCACCUUCAAGCCUCUGCCUGGGGAGGGGUCCUGUCAGCCAUGCCCAGCCAACAGCCAUUCCAACACCAUUGGCUCGUCCAUCUGCCACUGCCGUAUAGGGUACUUUCGGGCCAGCACAGACCCUCGGGGUGCACCCUGUACCACCCCUCCUUCGGCUCCAAGAAGCGUGGUUUCCCGCCUAAAUGGCUCCUCCCUGCGCCUGGAGUGGAGUGCCCCCCUCGAGUCAGGUGGGCGGGAGGACCUCACCUACGCGCUCCGCUGCCGCGAGUGCCGCCCCGGGGGGUCCUGCGCGCCCUGUGGAGGAGACCUGACCUUCGACCCUGGCCCCCGGGAUCUGGUGGAGCCCUGGGUCUCCAUUCGAGGGCUGCGGCCUGACUUCACCUACACCUUUGAGGUCACUGCCUUGAACGGGGUGUCUUCCGUAGCCACCGUACCCGUGCCGUUUGAGGCUGUGAAUGUCACCACUGACCGUGAGGUGCCACCCCCAGUGUCCGACAUCCGGGUGACUCGGUCCUCACCCAGCAGCUUGAGCCUGGCCUGGGCUGCUCCCCGGGCACCCAGCGGAGCGGUGCUGGACUAUGAGGUCAAGUACCACGAGAAGGGUGCAGAGGGCCCCAGCAGCGUCCGGUUCCUGAAGACGUCAGACAACAGGGCAGAGCUGCAUGGCUUGAAGCGGGGAGCCAGCUACCUGAUCCAGGUGCGGGCCCGCUCCGAGGCUGGCUAUGGACCCUUCGGCCAGGAGCACCAUAGCCAGACCCAGCUGGAUGAAAAGGAGAGCUGGCGGGAGCAGCUGGCCCUGAUCGCAGGCACUGCGGUCGUGGGUGUGGUGCUGGUUCUGGUGGUUAUUGUCAUCGCAGUCCUUUGCCUCAGGAAGCAGAGCAGUGGGAGAGAAGCUGAAUACUCAGAUAAACACGGACAGUAUCUCAUUGGCCACGGUACUAAGGUCUACAUCGAUCCCUUCACGUACGAAGACCCUAAUGAAGCAGUGAGGGAAUUUGCCAAAGAGAUCGACGUCUCCUAUGUCAAGAUUGAGGAGGUGAUUGGUGCAGGGGAGUUUGGGGAGGUGUGCCGGGGGCGACUGAAGGCCCCGGGAAAGAAGGAGAGCUGCGUGGCCAUCAAGACCCUGAAGGGUGGCUACACAGAGCGUCAGCGGCGUGAGUUCCUGAGCGAGGCCUCCAUCAUGGGCCAGUUCGAGCACCCCAACAUCAUCCGUCUGGAGGGCGUGGUUACCAACAGCAUGCCAGUCAUGAUUCUUACUGAGUUUAUGGAGAACGGUGCCCUAGACUCCUUCCUGCGGUUGAACGACGGACAAUUCACUGUCAUCCAGCUGGUGGGCAUGUUACGGGGCAUUGCCUCAGGCAUGCGGUACCUUGCUGAGAUGAGCUACGUUCACCGUGACCUGGCUGCCCGAAACAUCCUGGUCAACAGCAACCUUGUCUGCAAGGUUUCAGACUUUGGCCUUUCCCGAUUCCUGGAGGAGAACUCUUCUGACCCCACCUACACGAGCUCUCUGGGAGGAAAGAUUCCCAUCCGAUGGACUGCCCCUGAGGCCAUUGCCUUCCGGAAGUUCACAUCUGCCAGCGAUGCCUGGAGUUACGGGAUUGUGAUGUGGGAGGUCAUGUCUUUUGGGGAGCGGCCAUACUGGGAUAUGAGCAAUCAAGAUGUGAUCAAUGCCAUUGAACAGGACUACCGGCUACCCCCUCCCCCAGACUGCCCCACCUCCCUGCACCAGCUCAUGCUGGACUGUUGGCAGAAGGACCGGAACGCACGGCCUCGCUUCCCCCAGGUGGUCAGUGCCCUCGACAAGAUGAUUCGGAACCCUGCCAGCCUCAAAAUCGUGGCCAGAGAGAAUGGCGGGGCCUCACACCCAUUGCUGGAUCAGCGGCAGCCUCACUACUCAGCUUUUGGCUCUGUGGGUGAGUGGCUCCGGGCCAUCAAAAUGGGAAGAUACGAAGAGAGUUUUGCAGCUGCUGGGUUUGGCUCCUUCGAGCUGGUCAGCCAGAUUUCCGCUGAGGACCUGCUCCGAAUAGGAGUCACCCUGGCGGGACACCAGAAGAAAAUCCUGGCCAGUGUCCAGCACAUGAAGUCCCAGGCCAAACCUGGAGCCCCAGGGGCGUCAGGAGCACCAGCCUCCCAGUACUGA
This is a messenger RNA of Pipistrellus nathusii (Nathusius's pipistrelle), 2964 nucleotides long. The record is from the annotation of a GenBank genome assembly. NCBI's taxonomy places the organism in Eukaryota, Metazoa, Chordata, Mammalia, Chiroptera, Vespertilionidae.